This is a messenger RNA of Cuscuta campestris, 1172 nucleotides long. The record is from the annotation of a GenBank genome assembly. NCBI's taxonomy places the organism in Eukaryota, Viridiplantae, Streptophyta, Magnoliopsida, Solanales, Convolvulaceae.
GAAAAAAAUGCACAAAAAACAAGGCUGGCUAUAGAGAUUGCUAGGUCCUAGCAUUUGGAAGGGAGUAACAAAAUUGAUGGUGAUGAAUUGUUGGGGUUAUCGCCCAUAAAGAUGUUUCUGAAAUUGCUUAUGGAGCUUGUGAUCUAAAUGAGGGGAUAUCUGUGUUCUAGCCCAUGGUUAAUGGCUAAGGGUGAUUAACUUCUAUUUUAAGGGUUUUAUUGUUCAGAUUUUAUCAAUAUUUUAUGUUCUUGAUCCUUAAAAAAAAUACGGAGUAAUAAAGAGGGUACGGUUGCCCGAUUUUGGAAAGAACAGUAUCAGCCUCUGUAGAGAUCUCACAGGAGAGGAGCAUUCCAUUGAAAAGCACGAGAAGAAGAAGAAGAAGGGAGCAGCAGAAGAUGAGCUCAGCGUCGCUGCCGUCUUCCUCCUUGGUCUCUUCGUCUCAUCCCAUUCAAUCGAAAUUCCAUCUCCAGCCACAACGUUGUUCUCUCGUCCAACUUAGGUUGCCAAAAAAGCCUCUUUCUUCCUUCAAUUUUCACUCCCGGAGAUUGUCACUGAGGUGCAGGUGUAAUAAGACUCCCGGUGGCUCUGAUUCUGGUGAAAAUGAGAGCAAAAUCGUUCUUGAUGCCUUCUUCUUGGGGAAGGCUAUAGGGGAAGCUCUUAGCGAGCGUAUUGAGUCCACAGUGGGUGAAUUUGUAAGUACAAUUGGGAGAUUGCAAGCUGAGCAACAGAAGCAAGUGCUGGAGUUCCAGGAAGAAGUUUUGCAUAGGGCUAAAAUGGCCAAGGAAAAAGCAGCACACCAAACGUUUGAAGCACAAGGUCUUACCCCAAAGCCAGCCACACCUGAUCCGAUGACUUAUGCCACAGUACCACCAAGUCAAGCUAAUACGACCUCCUCUUAUCCCGACUCAAAUUUUCAGGCCUUCAAUAGAGAAUCAGAUUCUAGCGACGAAGGCACUCCGUUUGGCUCAUCCGAUAAGUAUUAACAAUAAAUGCACUUGUUUACUGCAUUUUGCAAAGAUUAAACACGACACUUAUGUAUAAUUAGUAUUUUAACCCGUGCCAUGCACGAGAUGGUCCAAAAUUGUUUGUAAUUCUACAAUAUGGAAUAUUAAAAUGACUUUGUUUCUUAUGAGACAUAUGAUUUAGACAUCAAAUAUAAAUGAUCUAGGUUU